Arvicanthis niloticus (Nile rat) is the source of this 282-nucleotide messenger RNA. Lineage: Eukaryota; Metazoa; Chordata; Mammalia; Rodentia; Muridae. The record is from RefSeq and is a predicted model, not a curated record.
AUGUCAUCCUUUGGAAAGUGUCACAAUGAGACGCACACGCUGUGCUGCCGCUGUGGCUCCAAGGCCUGUCACCUUCAGACGUCAACUUGUGGGAAAUGUGGCUACUCUUCCAAGUGCAGGAGAAAGUAUAACUGGAGUGCCAAGGCUAAGAGACGAAACACUGCCGGGACGGGUCAGAUGGGGCACCUAAGGACUGCCUACCCCAGAGUCAGACGUGGACUCCGUGAAGGACCAACGCCUAAACCCAAGAGGGCAGCUGUGGCAGCACCCAAUUCAUCGUGA